Molecule: messenger RNA, 4706 nt
Organism: Manis pentadactyla (Chinese pangolin)
Lineage: Eukaryota; Metazoa; Chordata; Mammalia; Pholidota; Manidae
Gene: TTI1
Product: TELO2 interacting protein 1
Exons: 9
Coding region: 297-3479 (1060 amino acids)
Biological process (GO): chromatin remodeling
Cellular component (GO): cytoplasm
Source: RefSeq, a predicted model, not a curated record
CUUCCGGCGGGGAGGAGGAGGCAGGAGAGUGUGGGAAAGGCUGGAAGGCGAGGGCCAUGGAGCAGCAUGGACCAGACUCUCUCGGGAGGUAGAGCCUGAUUGUUGCCCUGGAGCUCUCUCCUGACUCCUCGGCCUAGGAAUAGUUCCUUGGAUUGGGGACUGGGAGCGGCAGCAGAGAUAUUUUCUUCUCCUCAUCUGUUCAGAAGCCUCCAACAAGUUGAGCCCAAAAGAGAGACGGACAGACCACCAAACUAGCCUGCAGGAUGUUUCCUCAGUGAGAGGAAGGCUAUUACACAAUGGCAGUUUUUGAUACUCCUGAGGCAGCCUUUGGCAUCUUACGUCCCGUCUGUGUUCAGCUCACAAAGACCCAGACAGUGCAGAAUGUGGAGCAUCUGCAGGCACAAUUACAAGCCGUGAGUGACUCUGCCCUUCAGGAACUUCAGCAGUACAUCCUCUUCCCAUUGCGAUUUACCCUGAAGACCCCAGGUCCCAAGAGAGAGCGCUUGAUCCAGAGCGUGUUGGAAUGCCUCACGUUUGUCCUCUCUUCAACAUGUGUGAAGGAACAAGAACUUCUCCAGGAACUCUUUUCAGAACUCUCUGGUUGUCUGUAUUCACCCAACUCCCAAAAACCUGCUGCUGUGUCAGAGGAGUUGAAAUUGGCUGUGAUCCGGGGCCUCAGCACUUUAAUGCACUCAGCUUAUGGGGACGUCAUUCUGACUUUUUAUGAGCCCUCCAUUCUGCCUCGUUUAGGAUUUGCUGUCUCUUUACUGUUAGACCUGGCAGAAAAGGAAAAAUCAAAGCAAAUUAAAAUUGCUGCCUUAAAAUGUUUACAGGUUUUACUCUUGCAAUGUGAUUGUCAAGACCAUCCAAGGUCCUUGGAUGAGCUUGAGCUUGAGCAGAAGCAGCUGGGGGAUUUGUUUGCAUGUUUUUUACCUGGAAUCUCAACUACACUGACUAGGGUUAUCACAGGAGACUUUAAACAGGGGCACAGCAUUGUCGUAUCUUCCCUAAAGAUCUUCUACAAGACAGUGAGCUUUGUUAUGGCUGAUGAACAACUCAGAAGAAUCUCAAAGGUCCAAGCAAAGCCUGCAGUGGAGCCCAGAAUAGCAGACCUGAUAGUUCACAGGGAAGCCAGUUGGGUAAAAAGUACCAGUGACAAGUUGACUCUCCUUAUUAAAAAGAUAAUUGAGUGUAUUUCAGUUCACCCACACUGGAAGGUGAGGCUGGAACUCAUAGACUUGGUCAAGGCUCUUCUUCUGAAAUGCAGUCAGUCACUGAUCGAAUCAGCUGGUCCCCUUCUGAAGGCUUUGGUGGGUCUAGUGAAUGAUGAGAGUUCUGAAGUCCAGACCCAAUGCAAUAAAGUUCUGAGACAUUUUGCAGAUCAGAAAGUAGUGGUGGGCAACAGCGCCUUUGCUGACAUCUUAUCAGAAAACCUACAUUCCCUUGCCACUUCUCUUCCCCGCCUAAUGAACUCCCAAGAUGAUCAGGGCAAAUUCUCUACUCUCUCCUUAUUACUUGGUUAUCUGAAACUCUUGGGCCCAAAAGUGAACUUUGUCCUCAACUCUGUGGCCCACCUCCAGCGCCUUUCCAAAGCGCUUAUCCAAGUUCUAGAAUUAGAUGUGGGUGACAUCAAAAUUGUUGAAGAGCGCUGUUGGAACUCUGAUCAUCUGAGUACUUCUCCAGAGACCUCAGCCGUGCAGCCAUGGAGUAGAAUCCAGAGAAGGUAUUUCCGCUUCUUCACUGAUGAGAGGGUGUUCCUGCUCUUGCGGCAGGUGUGUCAGCUUCUUGGUUUUUAUGGGAACCUCUGUUUGCUUGUGGAUCACUUUAUGGAACUUUACCACGAGUCUGCAGUGUACCGGAAGCAAGCUGCCAUGGUCCUGAAUGAACUGGUGGUAGGGGCUGCUGGGCUGGAGGUGAAGAAUCUUCAUGAAAAACAUACUAAAGCAAGCCCAGAGGAACUGAGAGAGAUUGUGACAUCUAUACUGGAAGAGUACACGAGCCAAGAAAACUGGUAUUUGGUCACUUGUUUCGAAGCCGAAGAAACGGGAGAGGAAGUAACCCUGAAGCAGCUGGACCUCCAGGCCAUCACGUCUGUUGCCCACACCUGCCCUGUCACAUCUUCCCCUGCCUUCUCAAAGCCAAGUCUCACUGUUUGCUCCAUGAACAGCAACAUCUGGCAGAUAUGCAUCCAGUUGGAAGGGAUCGGCCACUGUGCACGUGCACUAGGGAAAGACUUCCAUUUGCUCUUGAUGUCAGCCCUCUAUCCCGUGCUAGAGAAGGCUGGAGACCAAACCCUGCUCAUUAGUCAGGCAGCGACCAGCGCCAUGAUGGACAUUUGCCAUGCUUGUGGCUACGACUCCCUGCAACACCUGAUCAAUCAAAAUUCAGACUAUCUGGUGAACGGGAUCUCUUUAAAUCUUCGUCAUCUGUCUCUGCACCCCCAUACCCCAAAGGUCUUGGAAGUCAUGCUGCGGAACUCGGAUGCUAGUCUGCUUCCAUUAGUGGCAGAUGUGGUUCAGGAUGUCUUGGCCACCCUGGACCAAUUUUAUGACAAGAGAGCUACUUCCUUUGUCAGUGUUCUGCACACCCUGUUGGCAGCAUUAGUCCAGUGGUUCCCAGACACAGGUAAUCCUGGGCAACUCCAAGAGCGAAGUGUAGAGGAGGAGGGAAGUCAUUUGAGUGAAAGACCAGCAAGUUUUGAGCAUACUGCCACAGCGGAAGACAUUGAACAGUUUUUGCUGAACUACCUAAAGGAAAAGGAUGUGGCAUGUGGAAAUGUCUCAGAUAAUGAAGAAGAGGAGCUGUCGGACCCUCCUAAAAUGGACAAGAAUGACACCGGUCCCAGUGUGGAGCCCCCGCUGCCAGUGCAGAUCCAGAUAGCCACGGACGUGAUGGAGCGCUGCAUCCACUUGUUGUCAGAUAGCAGUCUGAGAAUCCGCUUGAAGGUCCUGGACGUGCUGGACUUGUGUGUGGUGGUUCUGCAGUCCCACAGGGACCAGCUCCUUCCUUUGGCUCAUCGGGCUUGGCCCUCGCUCGUGCACCGACUCACAAAUGAUGACCCCCUGGCAGUGCUCAGAGCCUUCAAGGUUUUGCGUACCUUGGGAGGCAAGUGUGGCGAUUUUCUAAGGAACCGGUUCUGCAAAGAUGUCCUGCCAAAGCUGACUGGCUCCUUAGCUACACAGGCCCCCGUCAGUGCCAGGGCUGGACCAGUUUACUCCCACACGCUGGCCUUCAAGUUGCAGCUGGCUGUUUUGCAGGGACUGGGCCCCCUCUGUGAGAGACUGGACCUAGGUGAGGGUGACCUGAAUAAAGUGGCUGAUGCCUGCUUGAUUUACCUCAGUGCCAAACAGCCCGUGAAAUUACAAGAGGCUGCCAGAAGGACUGAGGAAACAGAGACCAAGACAAGCAGACUCAUCUCCCUCAGCCACAUAGCUAGUGUCAUCUGUGAUGCCAUGAAUCCUGUUAGUAAUGUGCCUUAGUCGUUCCUUGAUGGUGAGCAAUUGACUCUCCUUCAGAUCCUUUUAUAGAAGGUAAAUACUUAAGAUGUCAUCUUAAGUCAUUAGUAUGUGGCUUAAUAAAUUGCUUAUUACAUACUAGAACCUGUGCAAUCAAGUAUUUGGGGGGCUUACUAUGUGCCAUGCUGGGUCCCUGGGAUGUAGCAGAAAACCAGAGACUGUCUGUGCCCUUGGGAGUUUGUAUUGUCAAGAAGGGAGAUGAUCAAUAAACAAGCAGUUGAUAAGUGCUUGCAAGCGUGUCCUGAAAGAGAAAAAGGGCAACUACCUAGGCAAACUGGUCUGGGAAAGCUGACCUCUCUGAGCAGGAGAUGCAUGAGCUGAGAUGGGCAGGAUGGCUGAGAGGGAGCUGCCCGUCCAGGGGUGGUGCCCAACUGUCCUCAUCCUUUCUAGGAUUGCAAAUCAGGCUCAGACUCACUGAGUUGGCCAGGUGUGUGCUUACAUUUGGGGACUGCCCAGUGCAGUGACCCUGGGCAUGUGACUGAUCAUUGAGAAAUGGGAUAUGAGUGGAUAAGAGGCAGGGUAUGUGACCCCAAAGUUCACUCCAAGAUAAUGAACCUCACCCUUGGUGGAUAUGUGGCAUCCGGUGGCCCCAGAUCCUUCAGCUCUGUGUGUGCCAUGCAUAGGACACCAGUUCUCUGCCCAUGCAUAAGGUCAUAGGGCAGGGCUCAGCCUGUCCUGCCCCAGGAGAAUAACUGGUUCUGAUCCCUGUGGGAGCAUGUGCAGACCACCCAGAAUCCAUGGCUCUCCUGGCAGAGAGGGGCCAACCGCAGAGCUCAGUAGUGAGCUGGAGGGCCAGAGAUGAGGACCUGGAGACUCAGAAGCCAUGGGCCUUCCCAGACUGCUCUGAGGCUGGUCCUGAGAGCCAAGUGGGCCUGUAGUGAAGGGUGGGCCCUGUCAGUUUUCUUCUUUCUGAAACUCCUGCUUUAUACCCCAGAACUUAACGGUUUGUUUUCCAAGAACUUGGAUAUCAGUAUUGUUCUGCUCAGAUGAAUUGUCUUCUCUAUGUCAAUGGAUAUGAAACUCUACCUCUAUUUCUGUUAGGCUUUGGGACCAUCCUAAUGGCCCUGUCUUACCAACUGAAGUGGGUUUGUUCUACUAUCAAAGUGAUUAGCUUUUAUCAUCAGUUUCUUCUCAACUAGCCAAGUGGAUAGGACACCAGCAGCCCUCCUCAUGCCCCCGACACCCCUUUCU